Molecule: messenger RNA, 1541 nt
Organism: Owenia fusiformis
Lineage: Eukaryota; Metazoa; Annelida; Polychaeta; Sabellida; Oweniidae
Source: the annotation of a GenBank genome assembly
GAUGUAGGAUUUCCACCUUUCGAAAUCGAUGUUCAAGCAUUUUGUGAACAGCAGUGCGAGCAGCAUGAUGGGGGAUAUUUCGCGUAUCCUGGUGAUUGUUGCCAAUUCAUUGUAUGUAGUAGGUUACCAGCCAGCAGGGGGAGAGGUAGAAUCAUCUCUAACGUGAUGCGAUGUAUGUUUCCGCUUGUAUGGAACUCUGCUUCAGCCACUUGCGAUUUAGAGAAACGCAAUCCACUGUGUACAUCAGAAUGUCACUUUGGAAUCGUUACUCCUACGACGUUCACGUUUCCCCCACUUGAAGAAAAUGAGUGCAUCAAAGGGGACCGUAUCUACACGAAAAAUGAUAAUAAUUGCUUCUUUGUGAACAGGGUUCAAAGUUCAAUUUGUUGUGGAAGUGAAGGUCGUUUUGAUUUAGAGGAAUGCGGAUGCAUUGAACACCAUAGACUACCGACAUGCGACUGCAUUUUCUGCUUGGCGUUUGAAAGGGGUGAAAUCAUUGACGUCAUCAACACUCUGUAUUUAAACAUUACCGGAGUCCACAUCGAGGAAUUCCCUUUGUCGGCCGAUCGACACAAAGGCUGUUUCAGUGGUAUCGGGAGCUCCAUCAAAAUACCCCACUUCAAUAACAUGAUAUACGGCCCCAUAUUUUCCAUUGCUUUCUUCUUCGAAAUUCCCGAAAGAUUCGAAGACAGCCAGGGUGUUGUAAAUAUCCCUAAACAAGGACUAGUCAGUAAUGGAUGUUGCGGAGGCAAUGGUACAAUAGAAUUUUGGAUUGAGGGCCAGAAAGGAUAUUUAAAUCUGAUUACUGAGAAGGCUGAGCUGAGGAACUACCAAUUCGAUCCCUAUGAGGAUCCUUUAGUUCCUGGGCAAUUGAUUGACAUCACAAUGGUCUACUGUGACCCUGUACUGAAAAUACAAUAUCUUGGUGAGCCCCACGAUCCCAUCACGAUGGGAGGUGACAUCAUUCCUACUAAUUGCCCACUAACAGUUGGAAAUCUGAAUGACGUUGCGGGAACUGAAUUUCCAGGUUGCGUUGAAAAUGUGAUCGCUUGCAGAGAUUGUUGGUCCGAUCCUCAGGUGUUUGCUCUGCAACAAUAUGACAAACUAGUUGUUCUUUGCGAACCAUAACCAUUUUGGGAUUUUACAGAAUAAAAUAGCCUUACAUAGAUAUACCGAGGACCAUACCCAUUAAUUGAUAUUUUAGCUAUAGCUAUAGGAUCAAUCAUAUCAGAAUCCAUUUUACGGAAUUAAGCUCGAAGAAGACCACACCAAUAAAUGAAUAUUUCACUAAAAAGCAAACCCCCUCAUGUGAUAACACGCAUAGAUUGAAAGCUAACUGAAUAUAAGCCAUGCAAAUUAGCCAUACACAUUGAUGGAUUUUUGACCAAAUAGAAAAGCCCACAUAGCUAAAGUAUCAUUACCAAAGAUGGAUAGUUUAUUAAAUAGAGAAGCCUGCAUAGCUAAAGUAUCGUAACCAUAGAUGGAUAUUUUACCAAAUAGAAAAGCCCACAUGGCUAAAGUAUCAUUACCAAAGAUGGAUA